Messenger RNA from Diplodia corticola, 1554 nucleotides. Its product is annotated as heme oxygenase-like protein. Lineage: Eukaryota; Fungi; Ascomycota; Dothideomycetes; Botryosphaeriales; Botryosphaeriaceae. The record is from RefSeq and is a predicted model, not a curated record. The transcript is spliced from 4 exons. Bases 1 to 1554 code for a protein of 517 amino acids.
AUGGGACGACAUGCAAAUCCCGAUAUCCGUCGUGCGUUCCAGGAAUACACUGACGAGUCCACGCCGUCAAAAGUUCGUUCCUCCUUCUACCCGUCUUGCGACGACGCUCGACCCAUGAGGUCGCGACGCCAGAGCAAUGUAGCCGCAAAAGCACCUCCAGCGGGCCAUUUCGACGCGGCCCCGCGUCCAUGGCACGCAUGCGUCAUGGCGUUCACUGAACCCGCUGUUACUGCGACGCGGGACCCUGUCUCCCGUCGCGACCGCCGCUGCGCGAAAGUACGAUGCCUGCACUGCGGCUUCACGCGUGCGAAGAACACGACGCGCCAGAUUGAGCACCUUCAGUCCUGUCAAGCCUUUCUCAAUUCACCCGACGCUACAAUGCACAUCCAGCAGACGACGACCGCUACUAUCGACCCGAACAUGACACAGCCGGACGGCACCCCCAAUCGCGGGAUUCUGAACGGCACUCACCCCAAUCCCAAUCUCCAGGUCCACCGCCGUGGGCCAAACACGAACAAACGCGCGCGUGAAGGCCAGCCCAUAGCUCCACACCCGGGCCCGCCGCCGCAGCAAAGCCCAUCCCUCGUAGCACAUCUUCUCAACCGCUUCCAAGGGCCCUUUACCUCGGCGACGCAGCAGCCUUUCCUGUCGCACGCGGGCUGCGGCACCCUCUCGGCGCCCGCCCUCACACAGUGGUUGGUGCAGGAUGCACACUAUGCGCGUGGCUACAUCAGAUUCAUUGGCAAUAUGCUGGCGAAGCUCCGACUGCCUGUGGUGCCGAACAGUCAGUUCCACCAAACCUAUCGUGUAAUGGACCUCUUGAUCAGUGCUCUCAACAACAUUCGCCGCGAAAUGACCUUUUUUGAAAUCACCGCGACCAAGUUCGGCCUCCAGAUGACUGACGAGCCGCCCAAUCGCAUCACUCGCGCAUACCUUGACUUGUUCCUGAGCAGCACCAGCAGCGGAGCAAGCCUGCUCGAAGGUAUGGUGGUGCUAUGGGCUACGGAGCAUUGCUACCGCAGCGCAUGGAGCUAUGCGGCAUCCUUCACACCCACGCUCUCUACCCCCUCGAACGAGCCGCACAUUGUCGCGCUCCACCAGCAGCUAAUCCCCAACUGGACGUCUGCCCCGUUCUCCAAGUUCGUAGAUGCCUGCCGCAGCCUGGUUGAUGAGCUGGCCAACACAACCACCUCGCCGAAUGGCAAAGAAGAGAUGAUGCGCUGUGAGCAACUGUUUGAGCACGUCUGCUGGCUCGAGGAGCGCUUUUGGCCGGACGUGGAUGGUAUGGGUGAGGAGGACGAGACGGCGCGCCUUGCAACUCACGGCGCCCACCACUCAGCCUCCGCAGCGGCGCAUACGCACCCCACCCAUAGCAUGACCGGCGCUGGCAUGGCAGGAAGCACGACUCCUAGCAUGGGCAUGAGUGGUGGGAUGAACGCUGGUAUGGGCGGCGGAAUGGGAGGCAUGGAGACGCCUUCCAGGGACUCUGGUGGUUCGUUCUCUGGAGCUCUGAACGGGAUCGCUGAAGCGGCAAACGGAACCCCUGGAUCCUGA